AAGGUGGUAAAUUCGGUGUCUACGUACUUGAGCAGUUGAAUGAGUUUUCGACACUGCGCAUCGAGAGUACUCUUCUUAUCUAAAUUUUCUUCAUUUUCUACUUGGCAGUAGCAAGACCAAGUAAAACUGGAGAUUCUACGAAGAUCCAGGAUUUUCUAGGACGGAUUUUCUGUUUUUACAGUACAUGUUGCUGUAACGACUUGGCACGAAUCAGGACAAUCCCAAUAAAAUGCAGCAACCAGUGAUGGAAGGCGGAGCGGCCUACGAGCCCUCUGUAAGAAGCUACGACGAUCUUUUUCCAGCUCUACCGGAAUCGACCCCACAACAGCAAACGAACUCCAGCAUAGGACAAUGGACCAACAACAAGAUGAGAGUUGGAUCGACAACAAUUACCCAAGUAUUCAGAGUUCCAUACGAAGAACGCAAACUCGAUGUUCAAAAAUUCGGCGAAGGCGAAUCAAAUCAUAUCUGCGGUAACAUAAUGAAGGAAACAGGAGCCCACAUUGAAAUAUCUCACGCUAAAGAUCAGUCACUGACAUUCCUUGUGACUGGCAAACAAAAUGAAGUACUUGAAGCAAGACGAAAGAUUUUGACACAUUUCCAAACGCAGGCAAAUAGACAAAUAUCAAUCCCAAAAGAACACCACAGAUGGAUUUUGGGCAAGAAAGGUGACAGAUUGAAAGAAUUAGAAAAGACUACAGCUACAAAAAUUUCAGUACCUGCCAUGAACGAUCCAUCAGACAUCCUUACGAUAACAGGUACCAAAGAAGGCAUUGAAAAGGCCGAACACGAAAUUCGCGUGACCUCCGAUCAACAAUCCAAAAAGGCCUCAGAACGCUUGAACAUCCCCAGACAUUUCCAUCCCUUCAUAACUGGUCCCUUCAACCAAAACCUCAACAACAUGAUGACAGAAACCGGUGCCAAAAUCAACGUACCCCCACCAUCCGCCAACAAAGAUGAAAUCUUCAUUGCUGGUGAGAAGGAAGGUGUCAUGGCGGCUAAAAACAAAAUCGAGGAUUUGUACAAAUCGAUCGAGAAGAAAUUGAAGACCGUUGCGGUGGAGGUGCCCAAGAGCCAACACAGAUACGUGAUUGGACCAAGAGGAUCUACGAUUCAGGAGAUUUUGCAGACUACCGGUGUCAGCGUUGAGAUUCCACAGACUGAUUCACCAACUGGUACUAUCACGUUGCGAGGCCCCCACGAUAAACUAGGCCUAGCCUUGAGCGUAGUAUACGAAAAAGCCAAUUCCGUUCGCUCCAGCGACGUGGACGCCCCCUCGUGGAUCCACAAGUACAUCAUCGGUCGCAAGGGUGCCAAUAUCAAGGAGAUCACACAAAACUUGCCAAAGGUCCACGUCGAGUUCACCGGUAAGGACGACAAGAUCAAGAUCGAAGGACCGCCAGAAGAAGUGGAAAAAGCACAAGAACAACUCGAAAGCAUCGCGAAGGACCUUAUCAGUAAGAUGACCUUUUUGGAGAUGCACGUGGAUCCUAGACUUUUUAAGCAUAUCAUUGGAAAAAGUGGUGCCAAUAUUAAUAAACUUAAGGAAGAUUUUAACGUACUAAUCAACAUAGACGAGAGCGGUCUGGUCAGAAUUGAAGGCAACAGAGACGACGUCGCUAGUACCAGAACAGAACUAGAACAAAGAAUCUUCAAGCUAGAAAACGAAAAAGAAAAGGACGUAAUCAUAGAACAAAGACAUUACAGGAAUAUCAUAGGUACUAAAGGUGAAAAUAUCAAAGAUAUAAGAGAUAGAUUUAAUCAAGUACAAAUUUACUUCCCCGGUCCAGGAGACCGCAAUGACAUCGUCAAAGUGCGAGGACCAAAGGAGGAUGUCGAUAAAUGUGCCAGGCACUUGGAGAAGCUAGUCAAAGAACUUAACGAAUCAUGGUAUAAAAUUGACCUUCCCAUCUACAAACAAUUCCACAAGUUCAUCAUCGGAAAAGGUGGUGCUAACAUCCGCAAAAUCCGUGAAGAAACCCAAACCAAGAUCGACCUGCCGGACGAAGGCGACAAAAACGACACCAUAACGAUCACCGGCAAAAAAGAAAACGUCGAGGAAGCCUGCGAAAAGAUCCGCAAGAUCCAAGACGAAUUAGAGAAUAUCGUAACCGAAGAAAUCACAAUCCCGCCCAAAUUCUACAAUUCCCUCAUCGGUGCCAAAGGAAAGCUCAUCCACUCCAUCAUGGAAGACUGUGGUGGUGUUACUAUUAAGUUCCCCACGGCUGACAGUAAAAGCGAUAAGGUUACUAUCAGAGGGCCUAAAGAAGAUGUUGAAAGAGCCAAGCAGCAGCUAUUGGAUCUAGCCAAUGAAAGGCAACUUGCCAGUUUUAGUGCCGAGGUACGUGCCAAACCUCAACAUCACAAAUUCCUCAUCGGUAAAAAUGGUGCCAACAUAAAGAAAAUCAGAGACUCAACCGGUGCUCGUAUCAUUUUCCCUGCCGACGAUGACGAAGACCGAGAAGUGAUAGCUAUUAUUGGCAAGAAAGAGGCUGUCGAAGAAGCCAAGGCCGCUUUGGAAGCCAAAAUCAAGGAUAUUGACAAUAUAAUAGAAAGCGUAAUGCAAGUCGAACCGCGCCACCACAAACACUUCGUGGCCCGCAGAGGUGAAGUUCUGAACCGAAUCUCCGAAGAAUGCGGAGAAGUGAUGAUCUCCUUCCCCCGUUCGGGCGUCGACAGCGACAGAGUCGUGCUCAAAGGACCUAAGGAGUGCAUAGAAGCAGCUAAAACCAGAAUCAACGAAAUCAUAGCAGAUUUAGAAUCGAUGGUUACUAUCGAAUGCAUCAUCCCUCAGAAGCACCAUAGGACCGUAAUGGGUUCCAAGGGACGUAAAGUACAAAUGAUUACUUCAGAUUUCGACGUGCAAAUCAAAUUCCCCGAAAGAGACAACCAGGAAUUGUACAAUCACGAACAAGUUAAUGGAGAUGUCGAUACGGAGCCUAUUAGGCAGUGUGAUGUGAUCAAAAUAACAGGAAAAGAAACAAAUUGUCAACAAGCCAAACAAGCUCUAUUGGACUUAGUUCCAAUCACGAUUGCAGUAGACGUUCCAUUCGACUUCCACCGUUCCAUCAUCGGCCAAAAAGGCCGCGACGUGAAAGACCUAAUGGACAGGUACGACGUCCACAUCGUUCUUUCCGCUCAAGACAUCAGGGAAGAUAUCAUCAAGAUCACCGGUACGGCCAAUAAUGUCGAAGAUGCCAAGCAAGCGCUUCUAGACAGAGUUAAAGAUCUUGAAGCCGACAGGAAAGACAGGGAAUUGAGGUCGUUCGGUUUGCAAGUCGAAGUACCUCCAGAGUACCACCCCAAGAUUAUCGGCAAGAAGGGAGCUGUUAUCACCAAGAUCAGGAAAGAUCAUGAUGUACAGAUCACAUUCCCCAAGAAGGGUGACCCAGAAGAGUCCAUCAUCAUAAUCACCGGAUACGAAACCAAUGCCAACAAUGCCAAAGAUGAUAUUAUGAAGAUCGUCAACGAACUCAACGAGCUAGUCAAAGAAGAAAUCUCCAUCGACUCCAAUGUCCAUUCCAGACUGAUCGGCGCCAGAGGGCGCAACAUCAGGAAGAUCAUGGAAGACUUCAACGUCGACAUCAAAUUCCCUAGGGACGGGGACGCCGACGAGAACCUCGUGAUCAUCACUGGCCAAGAGGAAAGUGUCCUCGAAGCCAAAGAUCAUUUGCUCAAUCUAGCCGAAGAAUAUUUGCAAGACUACACUGAACUACAAACCCGAGAAAGACUCCACACGUUGAGCUCCCACUUCGAACCACCUGCAGCUCAAAACCACAACGCCCAUCGCAACAGGGACGAACCCAACAAUGGCUUCGUCGUCCAAGGCGGUCCAUGGGAACAGCAGAGAGCCGCCGCUCCCAACACCGCCAGCGUAACGGAGUUUCCGUCCUUCAGACGCAACACAGAAGAACCCCAAUCUUCUCCUGCCCCGGUAGCUGGGGCCUGGGGAUCCCGCCGAUAAAAACGUAACUGACGCAUCGCUCUUUCCCUCCUACUUUUCGUCGAAAGAUAUUUUUAUUAAUUACUAUUGAAUGUAUUCGUUUUUAGUUUGAUAUGUUUUGAUUUGGUUCCUUGGUUUACUUUUUACUAGGUCGGUUCGAUAAGUACUCGUCUCCUUUUUGCUCGAUAUAUUUCACAUAGCGAUGCUCCAUCUUCAUUAAUCCGUCUGAAAAAUAUGUUUUUCGAUGUCUGCAAAGUAGGCUUUGAAAACAAAAAGAAGUCAUACAGCGCUAAAUCUGGAGAAUACGAUGGAUGAGGCACUAGUUUGUAGCUUAAUUUGACCAAUUAGGCCAUGAUGACGUUGAAGGUGUGAGCCGGUGCGUUGUCAUGGUGAAAGAGCACUUUUUUCGUCAAUUGCAGCCGUUUUUUUUUCAAUUCGGCGUCGAAUCGGACUAAUAAUUCGAGCCCUGUGACCGUUUGCCCCGUUUCCAGUAAGUCGAUGUAGAUCACACCUUGUGAAACCCUGGAUUUCACCUUUCCGACCGAUAGGACUGACUUCACCUUCUUCGGAAAACGUUCACCGGUUAAAGUCCACUGUUUCGACUGUUUCUUGGUCGCUGUUGUGUACCAGUAGAUCCAUGUUCGGCCGAUGGUUAUGAAACAACGUAGAAAUUCCUUUGGAUUACGCUUAAACACUGCUCUGUGCGUCGAUAGCUUUUUCAUGCCCUAUAUUUUAUGCAGGAUAUGACCCACGCGAUCUUUUGAGAUGCCUACUGUAUCAGCUAUCUCGUGCACCUUCAGUCGGAGUCGGACUUAUCGAAAACCGACUACGGCCACGUUGAAACUCAUUAAACCAAUUUUUGACGGUCACCAUCGAAAAAAAAGUCACCCUUCACAGCAUUCAUGUGCUCUUUGAUUUCCCUUCCAAUGAAAAACAAGAAUCGAAUCACCGACCAAUAUUGCUCUUUUCAUUUUUCUAAAAUCCUCAAACACACCCGCUUCCACAAAUAGUUGAAACAAAACUACAAGUCUACAAGAAUGUAUUACUCAAUAGUAGCUUUCUCUUGCGAUAGUUGCGCCAUCUGGCGCUGAGGUUAAGUACUUAUCGGACCGCCUACGUACUAGUUUCUGUUGUGGUUGAUAGUUUCACUUUAGUUUCUUCAUCUCUGCGGCGUAAGAUGCGCCCAAAGCAUUUAAGAAUUCAAGUGUGUUGCUUUAAUGUUUGAGUUUCUCGGUUAAAUAUUCACAAUUUUUUUCUCUUUUCAACAAAAUUAAAUCUGAAAGUACACAAUGAUCACUGCCAAAAAAUAUAGAAUAACUAAGAAGCAAAUUUCGCGAUAUGAGACCGUUCCUGUAAGAAAAAUGCUAGAUUUCGUAUAUCUUGGUCUAUGAAUAACAUUAACAUAAGUAUUUAAUAAUAGAUAUUUCAUAAAAAUAAACAUCCCCUGCUAGAUUUAGAGACUUUUCUCGCGAAAUUGCGAAAGAGAACUAAAACCGAAUCAAAUGCAACACUGGCGGUUAAAUUUAUACUCUUAACGAAGUUAAAGAACAAUCAGCAACUAUAAUAUAAUCUAAUGUUUACUCUAAUCUAUAUAAUUUUGAAUAUAUGAUUGUUAAGUCGUUGAUUUUCAUUGUGGGUUGCUGUUUUCGCCGUUGACUUGAUUUGGCCGAGCUUUCGACGCAUUAUGUGGAGUCAUCAGUACUUUCAGGACUUCAAUUUAAAAAUUUUUAUCUUUUGUUCUUCUCAUUUUUCAUCUAAAUACAAAUAUAUGGUAAAAAUAAAGUUAUAUAGAUAUAAAGCGGUAUUGUUUGAGUAAAAACGGCAACUGUAGGUAAAAAUCUGUUAAUGAUUUUGAAAUUGUAAUUGCAUUAGCCGCCAGAUGUCGCCAUCGGUGACAGUUCUCCCGACUUUCGACGAAAGGUAGGAGCGUAUCGAGCGCCGUCAAAAGUUGAGGUUAUGUUUAAAAUACUAACCUUAGUUGUUAAGUUAGUUGCGAACCGUUGCAACUCUCUUCCCUCACUGUUUGCUGCAUUAAAAUAGAUAAAAUGGCCUGGCGACGUACCUGGACUCGCGAAUAAAGGUUCACCGACAUUGAAACUGAAUAAAAAGAGAGAAAACUUUGCUGGUUUCUUUUUUCUACGAUAUUAAUCGAUGUCUUCCGAAACGGAGGCAUUGCGGCCUAUUACCGGCACUAAAUAAGUAGAGAUGUUAUGAUGUUUAUAAGUUUUUAUGUUUUUUAAUUUUUUUGCUAUGUAUGUUGUCGCUCCGAGCUAUAAUACGGUUAGGUACGUACUGUAAGCCUAUUUUGGGCAACAGCCUGUGGACAUACCAAACAAAAGAUUGCUCAUGUACUAUAUCUCUAUCACUGAUAUGUAUUUAAUUCGAAUUUAUCGUGAGUAAUCUCUAAAGAACAAUACUACGACAAUAAACGAUGGAGUGAUUCUAUUAAACAAAACAAUACUUUCAGGAUGAUCCACGGGCUGGCCUACAUAUCGGGACAUACACUUUAGAUGGCAAAAAUUAGAAUAAAUGGGCGGGGGGUAAGAAAUUCUGUGAUAUUAAAAAAUGAUUUCAUGUCUACAUUGAAAGUGAUACGAAGGAAACGUUAGUAAAGACGACGAAAUCGACUAAUGCUUUUGGAAGUAUACUGCGGGACACUCACAAUGCGGACUAGAUUUAACUUCGAAACACGUCGCAUUCCGUCAAGUCACAUGAUCUACUUUGUCCGUCCCCGAUUUUGAAAUAACACGAAACAACAGUGACCGAUUUUCAUUAGUGUGUUUGGCGACGUGACCCUCUAGUGAUUGAAAUAUAAACUACGUUGUGAAAAGUGACAAUGACAGUUACAUCACUUGUCAAAAGUGACUGACAAUGGACAUUUAUGUCACUUGUCAGAAGUAAUUGACAAUUCAACAAAAUUCAGGCGAAAGUUUACAGUAAUAUUACUUUAUAGUCCAAAUAAUUAAAAUAUUUUUGCGUUUGCUUGAUUUGAGUCUGCUCGGUAUGGUAAACAAAGGCAUUAGAAGCUGUUACAACAAUAAUGGGCAACAUUUUUCUUUUAUUAUAACUGUCUAUAAAAAUGUUUAUUAUUUACUUGUUGUGGAACUGUAGUUUCCUGGAAUCAGUCGGAGUAUGAUAUUAUAUUUUGAAAGGUUGGCAACGUUAUGGAAACGUAUCCAACAUCGAUGUUGCCAAAUUUCCAAUGUGAUCUGGGAUUGCCGCGCAAUCUGCACAUUCUUGUCGAGUUUUUGUACUAAGGGGAAACGAAAAAUGAAAACGAAAAAAACGAUCUAAAGUGUCUGGACCGUGUCUCCAUAUAUGCAUACUUGUCGCAUAUCAUUGUGUUAUCAAUAUAUUUUAUAUUUAUAUUUUUUGAACUUUUAUAUAUUUUUAUUUGUGUCAUAACUUCUCUGCCCCUUUUUUUCGAAAAAAAAACAAGGCAGUGUGAUCGUGCCUUCCUUACAAAUUUCAUUUUUUUUAUACGAUCGUACUAAAAUUGGUGCUACUAUAGUAUGCGGUCUACCUGUGCAUGUGUAUAGAGCCUACAAACAGUUUUCUGCCUUUCAUUAUUGUAUACAAACCCUUCUGAGAAGAGAUUAUGGUGUUGUUCUGUAGACCGCAAGCUAUAGCAGAAACGCGACGGUAGACCGCAUACCAUAGUGGUACCCUAAAAUUAUCUCGCCCGUACCACCUCGAUGCGGAAAAGGAAUCUCGGUUGUCUUGGCCUCUCGUCCGUUCCUGUGUCCAGAUUAUAUUUUCAUACAUUGGGAAAGCGGGUCUAGGAUGGCUCCUCGGGGUACACAGAUUGUUAACGGAAGUUUUUGGAACGGAGGCGAGGCGAACGGUACUACCGCAGCUUCUUUUUUCCUUUGUUACUGGAUCAUCUGUCCUGAGAGGUAACAGAAUUUGUAUUUUAUAAUUUUUUUUAUUUAAUUAUAUUUUAGGUAUGUUAAAACUGAACGUAUAUGAUGAAAAUAAUGACUGAUUGUGUAUUGUUGAAUCCGAUUCGGCAGUACUUAAUACAUUUGUUUGUAAAAUUUUGAGUUUUGCUGUUAAUCAUUGUAUAUAUGAUAAAUAUAUUAUUUUACAGAGUCCUUGAGGUCAAUUUUGUUAGCCCAGGACUAACCUGAGGGAGAGAAUAUAUUAAAAACAAAUAAAAAUUUUAAAA
Diabrotica virgifera virgifera (western corn rootworm) is the source of this 8111-nucleotide messenger RNA. It is a transcript of the gene Dp1, whose product is annotated as vigilin. Gene Ontology annotation, molecular function: mRNA binding. Gene Ontology annotation, cellular component: cytoplasm; nucleus. The coding region runs from base 230 to 3964 and encodes 1244 amino acids. The record is from RefSeq and is a predicted model, not a curated record. The transcript is spliced from 15 exons. NCBI's taxonomy places the organism in Eukaryota, Metazoa, Arthropoda, Insecta, Coleoptera, Chrysomelidae.